CAAAUAUCGUUCCCAUAAAAUGCUCCAUGGGUCUAUGGAGGAUCACUACAAAAAAGUUGGGCGAUAUUUAAGAGCCCUGAAGAAUUCCAGUCCUGGGACUGAAUUAGUAUUGGUCACCGAUGUUAAUAACGAGCUUUGUCGCCCGGUUUUUCAAAGGCUGUUCACAUGCUUUGAGGGGCUUCAAAAAGGGUGGAAGGAAGGGUGUAGGAAGGUGAUAUGUGUGGAUGCAUGCUUCCUAAAAACUUUUCUUGGUGGGCAGCUCUUAUGUGCUAUCGGAAGAGAUGGUAACGACCAAAUAUAUCCCAUUGCAUGGGCAGCCGUAGAAGGUGAAAACAACCGGUCAUGGGAAUGGUUUUUCAAGCUACUCCAAAAGUGUCUCGACUUGGAAGAAGGAGCAGACUUAGCUAUUAUUUCAGACGAGCAUCAGGCUAUCUUGAAUGCGGUUUCCAAAGUGCUUCCUCUAGCUGAGCAUAGACACUGUGCGAGGCAUAUUUUUG
Messenger RNA from Cuscuta epithymum, 497 nucleotides. Lineage: Eukaryota; Viridiplantae; Streptophyta; Magnoliopsida; Solanales; Convolvulaceae. The record is from the annotation of a GenBank genome assembly.